CGGGGUGUGGGGCUGCAGGUCCAUGGGUGAGGGUGGCCACGCUGUCGGUGGUGCACCCGCAGGCCCUCUGCACCUGUGCCUCCAGCCGUGGCUGAGCCCUCGAGGGGCCCCCGGGCUCUCCUGGGCCUGGUGCUGCUGGCACCCCGGCCCACCUGCCUGUGCCUGUCUGGUCGUCUUCCCGCGCCCGCGGCUCCCGCCCUGCAGGGAACAGCCCUGCAGAGCGGCUCCGGGCGUGCCCUCUGGGCUCUCCUGAGCACCUCACGCCCUGGGCCCCUCCUGGCCUCGGCCCCUGGGCUGUCCCGAGGGCCGUGGCGCUGGGUGUGGCCACUGGCCUCUCCGUGGGGCCUCCCCCGCCGGUCGGCAGAACAGGGCGCCCACCGCACGUCCCCCAGGAGUGAGCGCCUCGGGGAGCGUGUCCGGGAACAGCGCUGCCUGCCAGCCCGGGGCUUCUGGGAAGCCGGGCUGAGCUCACAGCCCAGGAAAGCGCCAGGCAGCCUCGCGGCCUGCGGCAGCCGGCACAGGCAGGGCUGCACAUCGACCCUCAGCUGGGUCUCCGCAGGGUCAGAGGUCUCGCCCGGCUCCCCCCAGUUACCAGCACGGGCGGCGCGGGAGAGCGCUCUCUUCUUACAGGAAGCCCUUCUGCCCCAGGCCUGGGCUCGGGGCGGCCGCCCCACGCAGGACUCCCGCGGGGUGAGGCCCAGCCGCACUGCGGCGCCCGUGACGGGCAGGAGGGAGCGCAGACUCCAGCCCAGCCCCGAGGUGUCAGUGAGGCGGGGGUGGGGCCGGGGUCCCGGGGGUCUCCCCCACCCUUACCCCUCCCUGGGCAUGAAGCAACGCCUGCACUGGCGCAGGUACCCACCCGACCCACGGUGUCACGGGGAGGGCGGUCAGUGAGGGAGGACGGCAGGCAGGAGGCCAGGGAGGCGGGCGUGAGGGCGCCCACAGCCGUCAGGGGCUCCCGAGCCCCCAGCCCCCCCAGGCCCUGCCUAGCCUCACGCCCCGCCUGCCUGCUGGCCUCAGCCCUGCGAACGCUGCCCGCUGGGCCGCACCCAGGGGCGGGGGCCGGCAGCCCCGUCCUCAGCCCUGAGCCCAGGACAGAGCUGCUCCGGGGCCACUGCGCCCUGUGCCGCCUGCAGUGCUGGGGGGCCGCUCUGGGGGCCGAGGGGGGAGAGGUGCUCCCAGGCCGAGGGGGGCCGUCCGGCAGCCUCCCUGGGCAGACCACCCCAGCCCUGGGCCUGCUCCCUGGGCGCCAUCUGGACCUCUGGAGCCAGGGACAGCGAGAGCCCUCUGUCCGUCUCCUCUCCUGCUCCCCCACCCCCAACUGUAUCCCAGCGAGAGCUCGCGCCUGCUGGUCCUCCACCAAUGCCUGCAGGAGGCAGGCCAGGCCCGGCCAGGCGCUCGGGGUCUCCCACCGGGCAGGGCCCAGGCACCCGGGCCAUCGUCCUCCCCCCAGGGUUAGCGGGGCUCUGGAUCGGAAGUGGAGGGGCCGGGACUGGGCCAGGCACUGUGGUGCGGGGUCUGGUGUGGGAUGCGGGCCCCCAGCCUGAGCCGCUGAGCCGCUGAGCCGCGCGCCUGCCCCUCGUUCUUUCUGGAAGGGAGACAAAACGCACAGAUACCUUAGAAGUGACCCUGUUUGAAGCCUUCCAGAGCCCGGCGGCCACCGCUACCCUGGACCCAGAACCUUCUCACCCCAAAAGAAAGCUCGUCCCCGUGUCCAGUCAGCUCCGGCCUCCCCAGCCCUCCCAUCCCCGUGGAGCCCCUGUCCUGGCCCUGUCCAGUCAGCUCCAGCCUCCCCAGCCCUCCCGUCCCCGUGAGCCCCUGUCCUGGCCGUGUCCAGUCAGCUCCAGCCCUCCCGUCCCCGAGAGCCCCUCUCCUGGCCCUGUCCAGUCAGCUCCAGCCUCCCCAGCCCUCCCGUCCCCGUGAGCCCCUGUCCUGGCCGUGUCCAGUCAGCUCCAGCCCUCCUGUCCCCGUGAGCCCCUGUCCUGGCCCUGUCCAGUCAGCUCCGGCCUCCCCAGCCCUCCCGUCCCCGUGAGCCCCUGUCCUGGCCGUGUCCAGUCAGCUCCAGCCUCCCCAGCCCUCCCGUCCCUGUAAGCCCCUCUCCUGGCCCUGUCCAGUCAGCUCCAGCCUCCCCAGCCCUCCCGUCCCUGUAAGCCCUGUCCUGGCCCUGUCCAUCUGUGGAGCCCACGCGGGAGGCCUCUGUGUCUGUCUCCUUGGCCGUGGCGCCCUCAGGGCCGUCCAUGCCGUAGCCGUGUCAGAGCCCCGGCCCUGCUCCUGCCGCGUGCUGCUCCCUGUGCCCGCCCACCUGCUGCUGGACCCUGGGGCCAUCUUGGCGGAGAGUGGACGAGCGCUGUGCGGAGGUGCAUGGCAGGAGGGGAGCGGCCGGGCUGGCGUCUGCGCGUCAGCUCCCACCGGCCCUGCUCACCACCACCCCCAGCACUUGUGCGCCGGGGAGGGCCCCGUGCUGCCUUGUUUUCAAGAGGUCACAGAGAGAGAGGAAGAGACAGAGAGCUUCCAUCUGCUGGUUCCCACCCCAGAUGGCCACAGCAGCCAGGGCUGGGCCAGGCUGAAGCCGGGAGCCGGGGGCUCCAUCCGGUCUCCCCAUGGGUGCAGGGGCCCGGCACUCGGGCCAUCACCGCUGCUCUCCCAGGUGCUGGAGAGGGAGCUGGGAGCAGGAGCUGGGUGGGAAGUGGAGCGGCCGGGACGCGAACCAGCGCCCAUGUGGGAGGCCGGCUCUGCAGGCUACACCCCUGCACCCCCACACACCUGGCCUUGACUCACGUCUCCCGCUCUGGGCUCCCUGGCUGUUGGUCUGACAACGUCCCCAGCAGCGGGGCCCGGGCCGCCCUUGUCCUCCCUGGCUUCCCGGUGGUCACGCUGGCCCUCCGCUCCCCGCUCUGCGGGGCCAGCGCGGACCCACAGGCGUCUGGGGUGACGAUUGGCUCCCCCCGGCCUGUGUCCCCUCCCCUCCUUCAGAGGAAGCUGCAGGGUGGGAUCUCCCCUGGCAGGACCGGGUCCGGGGGGGGGGGGACGGUGGUGCCACAGCAGGCUCCGCACACGGCUCUGCCCCGUCCUGCGCUGCCUGGCUGGGGAGGGAGGCAGCAGGUGGGGCCCAGCCUGGCCUGCGGGGGGCGCCCCGUGGAGGGGCCUGGGUUGGCCCCGCCCCCGCCCCAGCCCGCAGAGGCCCCAGGGUCGGGGGCGCGCGCCCCCUCAGCCCUGUGCCCGCGCUGCGUGCCCGCGGGCGCGCCCGCCCGCCGCCGCUGUUGACAGCCGUCUGUGGCUGGAUUCCGCCCCGUACGGUAAUUGUCCUGCCUGCCAGGAAUCGCCCUGACUUACCAGGCAGGCAUCACUUCCUGAAAGUGAGCCCCGGCCUUAGAGGAAGCAGGCGCGAGGCGAGGCGCGGUGACUAAACCGACAUGCAAAUGCAGCCCCGGCCGAGCGCCGCGCCCGCCGCCCGCUGAUGCCGGCGCGGCCGCCACGCGCCUCCACCAUGUCCCAGCUGCAGUUCUGGCUGCAGCCCGCGGCUCUCGACCAGGACCCCUCGUACCUCGAGGACCUCUCCAACGCCUCCAUCUUCUCCUCGUCCGUGGACUCCCUGUCGGACAUCGCCGACACCCCUGACUUCCUGUCGGUGGACAGCCUCAGCCAGGUGCCCACCAUCUGGGAUGUGAGCACCCCCUCGUCUGCGCAGGACAAGCUGUUCCUGCCCGGCGUGGCCUUUCCCAGCCUGCAGGAGCCGGCACCCUCGCUGCCCAGCACCCCGCUCCUCGUCAGCUACCAGUCGCAGACGCAGCCCGAGGAGGAGGAGGAGGAGGAGGAGGCCGAGGAGCUGGGCCAUGCCGAGACCUACGCGGACUACGUGCCCUCCAAGUCCAAGCUCGGGAGGCAGCACCCGGACCGCGUGGUGGAGACCAGCACGCUGUCGAGUGUGCCGCCCCCGGACGUCACCUACUCCCUGGCGCUGCCCGCCUCGGACAGUGGCGCCCUGUCGGCGCUGCAGCUGGAGGCCAUCACCUACGCCUGCCAGCAACACGAGGUCCUGCUGCCCAGCGGCCAGCGUGCCGGCUUCCUCAUCGGCGACGGCGCCGGCGUGGGCAAGGGCCGCACGGUGGCCGGCAUCAUCCUGGAGAACCACCUGCGGGGCCGGAAGAAGGCGCUCUGGUUCAGCGUCUCCAAUGACCUCAAGUACGACGCGGAGCGCGACCUGCGGGACAUCGAGGCGCCGGGCAUCGCGGUGCACGCGCUGAGCAAGAUCAAGUACGGGGACAACACUACCUCAGAGGGCGUCCUGUUCGCCACCUACUCGGCCCUGAUCGGGGAGAGCCAGGCCGGCGGCCAGCACCGCACGCGCCUGCGGCAGAUCCUCGAGUGGUGCGGCGAGGCCUUCGACGGCGUCAUCAUAUUUGACGAGUGCCACAAGGCCAAGAACGCCAGCUCCACCAAGAUGGGCAAGGCCGUGCUGGACCUGCAGAACAAGCUGCCGCUGGCCAGAGUGGUGUACGCCAGCGCCACAGGCGCCUCGGAGCCCCGGAACAUGAUCUACAUGAGCCGCCUGGGCAUCUGGGGCGAGGGCACGCCCUUCCGCACCUUCGAGGACUUCCUGCACGCCAUCGAGAAGAGGGGCGUGGGCGCCAUGGAGAUCGUGGCCAUGGACAUGAAGGUCAGCGGCAUGUACAUCGCGCGCCAGCUCAGCUUCUCGGGCGUCACCUUCCGCAUCGAGGAGAUCCCGCUGCCCCCGGCCUUCGAGCGCGUCUACAACCGCGCGGCCCUGCUGUGGGCCGAGGCCCUGGCCGUGUUCCAGCAGGCGGCCGACUGGAUCGGCCUGGAGUCGCGCAAGUCCCUGUGGGGCCAGUUCUGGUCGGCCCACCAGCGCUUCUUCAAGUACCUGUGCAUCGCCGCCAAGGUGCGCCGGCUGGUGGAGCUGGCGCGCGAGGAGCUGGCCCGCGACAAGUGCGUGGUCAUCGGGCUGCAGUCCACGGGCGAGGCGCGCACGCGUGAGGUGCUGGACGAGAACGACGGGCACUUGGACUGCUUCGUCUCCGCUGCCGAGGGCGUCUUCCUGUCACUCAUUCAGAAGCACUUCCCCUCCGCCAAGCGCCGCCGGGACCGCGGAGCGGGGGCCAAGAGGAAACGGCGGCCGCGGGGCCGCGGGGCCAAGGCUCCCCGGCUGGCGCUGGAGGCGGGCGGCGUGAUCCGGAUCAGUGACGACAGCAGCACGGAGUCGGACGCCGGGCUGGACAGCGACUUCCACUCCUCCCCGGAGUCCCUGGUGGACGACGAUGUGGUCCUCGUGGACGCCGUCGGGCCCCCUGCCGACGACCGAGGCCCCCUGUGCCCCCUGCAGAGGGACCCCCAGGGCCCCGGCCCCCUGGAGCGGGUGGAGCGGCUGAAGCAGGACCUGCUGGCCAAGGUGCGGGCGCUGGGCCCGGAGCUGCCGGUCAACACCCUGGACGAGCUCAUCGACCAGCUCGGGGGCCCCGAGCGCGUGGCCGAGAUGACCGGCAGGAAGGGCCGGGUCGUGUCCCGGCCUGACGGCACCGUGGUCUUCGAGUCGCGGGCGGAGCAGGGCCUGUCCAUCGACCACGUCAACCUCAGAGAAAAGCAGCGCUUCAUGAGCGGCGAGAAGCUGGUCGCCAUCAUCUCGGAGGCGUCCAGCUCCGGCGUGUCCCUGCAAGCCGACCGCCGGGUCCUGAACCAGCGCCGCCGCGUGCACAUGACCCUGGAGCUGCCCUGGAGCGCCGACCGGGCCAUCCAGCAGUUCGGCCGCACCCACCGCUCCAACCAGGUCUCGGCGCCCGAGUACGUGUUCCUCAUCUCGGGGCUGGCCGGUGAGCGCAGGUUCGCCUCCAUCGUGGCCAAGCGCCUGGAGAGCCUGGGCGCCCUGACCCACGGAGACCGCCGGGCCACGGAGUCGCGCGACCUGAGCAAGUACAACUUCGAGAACAAGUACGGAGCCCGGGCCCUCAGCUGCGUCCUGACCACCAUCCUGAACCAGGCGGACAACAAGGUGCCCCUGCCCCAGGGCUACCCCGGAGGGGCCGCCGCCUUCUUCCGGGACAUGAAGCAGGGGCUGCUGUCUGUCGGCAUCGGCGGGCGAGAGCUGCGGUCGGGCUGCCUGGACGUGGAGAGAGACUGCUCCAUCACCAAGUUCCUGAACCGCAUCCUGGGCCUGGAGGUGCACAAGCAGAACGCGCUGUUCCAGUACUUCUCCGACACUUUCGAGCACCUCAUCCAGCUGGACCGCAAGGAGGGGAAGUACGACCUGGGCAUCCUGGACCUGGCUCCCGGGGUCGACGAGAUCUACGAGGAGAGCCAGCAGGUGUUCCUGGCCCCCGGGCACCCGCAGGACGGGCAGGUGAUCUUCUACAAGAUCAGCGUGGACCGCGGCCUCAAGUGGGAGGAGGCCUUGGCCAAGUCGCUGGAGCUGACCGGGCCCUAUGACGGCUUCUACCUGUCCUACAAGGUCCGCGGCAGCCGGCCGAGCUGCCUCCUGGCCGAGCAGGGCCGCGGCAAGCACUUCACCGUGUACAAGCCCAACAUCGGCCGGCAGAGCCAGCCGGAGACCCUGGACGGGCUCUGCCGCAAGUUCCACCGGGUGCCCGCCGAGGAGGCCAGGGAGCACUGGGAGAGCGGCUACGCCUUCUCGCUGACGCACUGCAGCCACACGGCGUGCCCCCGCCGCCGCAGGAACCAGCACUGCCGCCUGGUGCAGGAGGGCAAGGACUGCGCGCAGGGCCUGCGGCUGCGCCACCACUACGUGCUGUGCGGGGCGCUGCUGCGCGUGUGGGGCCGCGUGGCCGCCGUCAUGGCCGACGUCAGCAGCAGCAGCUACCUGCAGGUCGUGCGCCUCAGGACCAAGGACCAGAAGAAGCAAGUGGGCAUCAAGAUCCCCGAGGGCUGCGUGCGCCGCGUGCUGCAGGAGCUGCGGCUCAUGGACGCCGACGUCCGGCGCAGGAGCGCGCGCGCGCCCCCGCCGCGGCCGGAGCUGCCCUGCGGCGCGGGCGAGGUGCUGGACCUGACCUACAGCCCGCCGCGCCGCGCGCCCCCGCCGCCGCCCCUCGCGCCCGCCGACCCCGCCGCGCUGGCGCGCCAGGGCUGCGACAUCAACUUCAAGGAGGUGCUGGAGGACAUGCUGCGCUCGCUGCACCCCGGCGCGGCGCCCGCGGGCCCGGCCGAGCGCCAGAGCGUCAUCCGCUUCAGCCCGCCCUUCCCCAGCCCCUAGCGGCGCCGCGGGCGCGGCCCCUCGCAGUGCCUUCCGCCCCGCCGCCCCGCGCGCCGCCGCCGCGCCCCGCUCAGGACGGCCCGAGCUCCGGGGGCGGGGCGCUCCCAGGAGCUGGCAACUCAGGAAGCCCCAGGUGCUCGGCCCCGCGCGUCCGCGCCGGGGCCCGUGGGGCAGACCCCCGUGUAUGCAACCCCCUCCCCUGCUCCCUAAGUUAUUGCCUGCUCGCCUCCCCCGGCUGCGGCCGGGCCGGCGCGCCUGUAUUUAUAAUGAACUCUAAUGUAUAUAUGUAACUUUUUUAAAUAUAUGUGCCUUUUGCCUACA
Messenger RNA from Oryctolagus cuniculus (rabbit), 7540 nucleotides. Lineage: Eukaryota; Metazoa; Chordata; Mammalia; Lagomorpha; Leporidae. The record is from RefSeq and is a predicted model, not a curated record.